Molecule: messenger RNA, 3390 nt
Organism: Manduca sexta (tobacco hornworm)
Lineage: Eukaryota; Metazoa; Arthropoda; Insecta; Lepidoptera; Sphingidae
Gene: SOCS2-12
Product: suppressor of cytokine signaling 2
Exons: 4
Coding region: 536-1369 (277 amino acids)
Biological process (GO): intracellular signal transduction; phosphatidylinositol phosphate biosynthetic process
Cellular component (GO): phosphatidylinositol 3-kinase complex
Molecular function (GO): 1-phosphatidylinositol-3-kinase regulator activity
Source: RefSeq, a predicted model, not a curated record
CGCACCCGACACCGCCCCCGCCACGCCAGUGCCGCGUCGUUCAUACUUCAUAUCGUAGCGUCGGUUCUCGGUACACGGUUGGACCAUUGGGCUUCGCUGCGCAGCGCGCAUUCCGUUUUAUAUCGUUCGCCGAGUAACACGAUUUAGCAGUUUUAGCAUCACCGUGCAGAGCGCGCUUGUAGUUUGUUACUACCGAUACCGAUAUUGAAGUGACAGACAAACCCGUCUUUAUUCCCGUGACUUCGGGAGUGUUUUUCAAGUGGAUGACGUUUCAAUUUUAAAAGAAAGUUAUUUAUUUUACUAUAAAUAUAAUAUACAUAUUUUAUUAUAAAUUUAUCAAGUUUUAUACGCUUGUAAGUGGACAACUGUAAAUAAAAUACAACAAUUUCAAAACAAUGUUUGGUGAUGUGUUUUACACGCGACUAACUGAAUAAGUCGUGGCCUCUGGGAACUACGUGGGUGGAUCCCAAAAUCGUCCAACGGACAGCAAACCAAUGUGUUUGAAAGGCGUGAAGCAACAAUUCUUCCAUUGAACAUGACUCUCGCUGCCAGAAUAUAUCCGCAGAAUGCGUGCGUGGAAGUGGGUGUUCCGCUGAAUGGCUGGUCGACGGGCGUGGCGUGCUGCCCCAACUGCAGGCACGAGCUGCGCGUGUCCCUCACGUCAGCAGCGGACAAAUGCCACGUCACACCGACACCACACACACCUCCCCCGUUCACGAUCCAGCCUUCAUACUUGCCACAUUCGCCCCUGUACGCCACACCAUCAUCGCCACUCAUCCCCACACCCUACAAUGAGGAGCUGAAGCGGCUUGCAGACACCCUCAGCGCGUUGAGGCUCUCGGGCUGGUACUACGGCAACCUGGAUUGGCAGGGUGCCCGAACGUUACUAAAAGACGCGAGUAUCGGUGCAUUUGUCGUGAGAGAUUCCGGUGAUAGGAAUUUCAUAUUCUCACUCUCCGUACAGACUGAACGCGGUCCCACAUCAGUGCGGCUGCACUACGAACAGGGCUUCUUUAGGUUAGAUUGCGACCGGCCGCUGGCGCGGUACAUGCCGCGGUUCCGGUGCGUGGUGGAGCUGGUGCAGCACUACGCGCGGGCGGCGAGCGCGGGCGGCGCGGGGGCGCGCGGCGGCGCAGGCGCAGGCACGGUGUGGGUGGACCGCGAGGGCUGUCCGCACUCGCCGGUGCUGCUGAAGCAGCCGCUGCGGAAGGCGCCGCCGUCGUUGUUGCAGGCGGCGCGGCUGGCGGUGCACAAGGCGCUGGACUCGAACCCGCUGACGCCGAAGCUGUGGUGCGCGCCGAAGCACAGGCUGCUGCCGCUGCCCUCCACGCUCAUAGACUAUCUCGGCGAAUACCCCUACUCGAUCUAACACUCAGAUCUGUAUUAUAUUUAUUUAGUUAAUUUAAGCCUCCUGAAUGUUUGCCGACGUGUUCAUUGUCUUUGAAUUUGUAUAGAAUACAAUUACGUCUCACGGCAUCGAGUGUUCGGCAAACACCCGACGUAGCAACACUUGGUCAAAUAACACAUAUUCCGUAGAUGGUAAUUAUUUUAUGUGUGAAACGAAAUUCUCGGCAGUGAACAUGUUGGAAUCUCUGGUAUAUAGUACGGACGAGGAGUCCAUGACUUUGGCUACAGACGUGUCGGUCUCACCACAGGGCUCGGUCGUCGGCGUCUGAUUUAUCAUAAUAUAUUUUAGUUGUACAAAUUAAUUUUCGUAAUGGAAAUCUAGUACAGGUUGCUAGAAAGGGCCGGCUCCUUUAAUUACCGACUAUCUUAAUUUAUAAUAGUUAAAUUGUGUAAUAACAUAUUGUUUUAUUCGUAAGUAUUAAAUAUGGGACUCAACUUUGGUAUUUAGUGAAAUGUUUACGCGGAUGAAUUAUUUUUGUUAAGCCGAUUUCCGUUUCUGUAUAUAGAGUAAACAUUACGCGCAAGACUGAUUCUAUUGAACGUCUAAUAUACUUAACGGACGUUUCUGUUUACUUAGUUUCACACGCAGUUGUUUCUGACACCUGAAAGUCGAUCGUUCUGUGCCAUAUCGGCUUCAGCAAAUAUUUACUUGGUUCGUUGACGCAGCCGAGUAGCAAAUGUUUGCAGUUGUGAUGUAUGGAGCUUCAGAGCAUCGACCAAACAACCAGAUCGCUUUUAAAUUAAUUUAUCGAAUUAGUUUUUCUUUUUAAUAAUGGCCAGUCAGUUGUGAGGGCUUUGAUGAAUUCAGAGUGGCAUGUAACAGAGUCGAAAGUGUAUCUUGGUGUGUAAAGUUUAUAUCGAAUCAUUUAUAAUUUCAUUGCUGAUAUUACUAUUUUAGCCAAUUGUUCACUAAUGCCUAAUCUUGUCCAUGGUUUUUAAAAAUCAUCACACUAUUUUAUAGAGUUAUAUUUUUAUUUAUUUAUUUCUCAUUUAAGGCUUAGGAUUAUUUGUCAAAUGUUAUAUUAAUAAUUUUAAUAUUUGUUCCUAUCCAGUUUUCAACUGAUACAUUUCUUCCGUUUCUUUGGCACCCUUAUUAACCUUAAUAAUUAUUACAAUAUAAAGUGCCAUCAAAACUUGACAUAGGAUUAUAGUGGAUUGGUAUAUUUGAUCAUAGGGAGUGUAGUGUUUUGAGGCUGACUAUGUAAAUAACUCUUAUUUUUGUUUAUUAUUUAUUUCAUUAUAGUAAGUUAAAACCUUUACAGGUUAGGUGAACCAUGAGAUGGUGACGUCGCAGAAAUAUUACAACUGCAUGCUAUUAUGUUAUAUAAACACAGUUUUUUCUUACAUUUAUUUCAAUUACAGUGUACCGCUUUACGCAAAACCUGAAGUUAUUUAAUUAAAUUACAACAAGAUACAAUUUUAUCAAAACUAUAUUACCAUUUGAAAAAUAAAGUAAUAUGUUUGGAAAUGCUAAACAAUUUUUAUAUUGACAUGAAUGUCUACAAUUUUCUUUGUUCAAAUGAUUUUCCAGUAGAUAAAACAUAUUACAGCUUGAGUUUUAGAGAGUAAAUCGAAUGUAAUAAAUAAAUUAUAUAGUGCUGGUAAUAUUUCCGCGACAGUGAAAAAAGAUAUUGAAUAAGGGUGGGGUUGCAGGUUUGGCUAGUGAAAUUCAACAAUAUAGGAUAAAUAUAUAUGUACCUUGAAUAAUCUCAAUUAGAAUAAUUUAUAGACAUCAUUUGUGUAUAACUUUUAAGUAAAAGUGUAUUGUUUGCAGUAACUCCUAAUCACCAUGAAAUAUUAAUGAUAUACUUUUCUAGUAUUGAAUAUGGUAAUUAUUUGAAUUUAUGUGUACGAGACAUACAAUGUACUAUUUAAACCUUACCUGAAAUAAUAGAAAAUACCAUGUAUCAACAUUGUAGUCUAAUAUAUAAAAGAACUGCAAAUAAUUAAUAUACAAAAACAAAAUAUACAUUCUGGCUAUAA